Messenger RNA from Porites lobata, 5749 nucleotides. NCBI's taxonomy places the organism in Eukaryota, Metazoa, Cnidaria, Anthozoa, Scleractinia, Poritidae. The record is from the annotation of a GenBank genome assembly.
AUGUUUAAGAUUGAAAAUGAGAUGGACCUCCACUGUAAAGUUGUUCACCUAAUUAGAAAUUAUUAUCCAAAUGCUAUUAUGGUAGCAGGACUUGGGGAAAACCAAGAUACACCAAACAAAAGAAUUAAAAGUUGGAAAAAGGGCCAUAUGCGAGGACAACCAGACCUUAUGUUACUUAAUUAUCAUAAAGAUUAUAAUGGUUUAUGUACUGAGUUUAAAUCUCCAACUAAUAAUUACCAAAUUUCAGAUGCACAAAAACAAAUGAAAGAAAGAUGUAAGGAAAAUUGUUACAAAUUUAUUCUUAGCAAUGACUAUGAUUAUAUAUGUAUGCAGUUAAGAAGAUAUAACGAAGAGACAAAAUUCUCUGUUACUCCGAGUUUCGUGCUCACGCACUCAUCAGACAGUAUUUAUGUAUGCAGUUACAUAAAUAUAUGGCUGGUGUUCGUGUUCCUUGUAAAUAUUGCACAAGAGCAUUCCUUAAUAAAGAAACAUUGGAAAAACAUUAUAAAGCUAUACAUCGAAUUGAAAAAGGCAUUUAAUUUCUAUAUAUUGCAUAUAUAGAAAUAAAAUUCUUAUAAAGGGAGGGGGGCUCAGGGGGAACCGUAGGUUUCCCCGAACUUUUUACUAUACCUACUAGCAAAUCUAUCUGCUAUAGGAGUCUGAUCAAUUAUCAUUUCAUCUAUUAGUUUCAUUCGAUCAAUAAACUCUUGCUUUUUAAAAUCAUCUCCCCUUAGAGCUGAUCUCAGUUCCACAAGCACUUUUUCAUACGUAGUAAAUGCAAUCCUUGACAUUUCUAUUUUUUUCUUAUAAUUUUUUUUCUUUCUAAUACCCGCAACAACAACCCCAGAACUAUUUAUAACUCCGAGAACAAUUGGGUUUAGAGUUAUUCCACCAACAAUUGUGCCUACAGCUACUAAAAAUAUUCCAGAGAUCGUAAAGCCAUCAUCAAGAAUUUUAUAUCUCUUGUACGACCUCUUAAACCACCAGUAUUUUUUGUGAUAGUGGCUGUAAAAGUCUUUUAGAGUCUUAAUAUCAGAUUCUGACAGUGAUUUAUCAAUGUGAUUGAAUUCAAAGAUGUCUUUCAUUUUAAUGAAUUAUUAUAUUAAUGCGGUGAAGAUAAGGGAGGGAGUUAUAGGGGGAACCGUAGGUUCCCCUAUUCUAUAUAAGUGCCAGAUAGUUUUUCUUGUAUCAUAAUCUUGUGAUACUGAACUGAAUCGAAAUCGUAAAAGUUUUUAGAGUACAUAAAUUUAACCAAUAUCGCGGCAUCUGCCGUAAAACCAAAUUGUAAUCUAUCAUUUGAAAUCGCGUUUGAUGCCUGGUUUAAUUUUGCGCUGUAGUUACAAAUACUUUCUUUUGUUAUACUAAAAUUACUGUUUUCUGUUAACCAUAAAACUAUUUUAUCUUUAUCAUUAAGUGAAUAAGUAAUAUUUGUACUACCUCGAUUAGUUGUCAAGAUUAACGUAUUUGUUCUUUUGUCAUAUUCAAGUUGGGUUUUUUGAUUGGUGUUUUUUACAACAGAAAAAAGUUUAAAACUAAGUGACCAACUCCUCAGUAUACUACUACUAGAUGUAUAAGGAUUUUUUAUUACAAAGCAUAUUGUAAAGUUUCUGCUGUGGGGAACAGUUAUUGUACAACCGUAACCAUUUACGAGAAGUCCUCCCUCUUUUAUUCUAUCUAUAUUUUUGGUGGGAAAUAUAAAAUUUGGGUUUACUCCAUUAAAACUAACUCCUGACGAAGAUGUAGAUUGUUUAUAAUUGCUUGCAUCACUAAAAUCAUAAAAUUCUUCAAAAUACUGUCUAUAAAGAUUGUUUAUGGUAUAAUUAUUCAUACUUUUUAUCUGGCCUAUUGUGGCGGCACUACUAUUAUCAUUUGGAUCGAUUUUAAUAUUUUUGAUUACUUUUUGAUUUGCAUUAAUAUCAACGUUAUACACCAAUUCUGUUGGGUGGAUAUCAAAUGCUGUGUGAUAGUCAUAGGUUUUAUCUGGAUCAAUAUUACUAACUGUACCCACAAUACCAUAAGUAACCAUGUAAACUCCUGAAAACUGCCUCGGACAGCCAGAUCAGUUCCAUCUUGUGGUAUAUUAACCAAAAUGUGAAGAAAGAACUUAUUACCAGAUGACAACUUCCGGAAAUUAACUAUUAUUCUAUGGUAAUACAUAAAUUGUGUUUGACCCUUUGAAUCGCUGUACCUAUGGGAGAGUUUUCUUACACUAACAUUUCCAAUUGAUAAUCCUGUUGAAGUUCCUUUAUCCACAGUUAUUUGAGACUUAUGCCACAGUUGAUAAUCAGUGUUGAGUAUUUCCAAACACAGCGUGUAAUCAGCAUUUGCAGUUAACCAGUAAAAGUUAAUUCCCAUCUUAUACUUACAUCCACCUUGGGAAUUUUUGUUUAUUGUUAUGAAAAUUACUUUGUGGUUAUAGUCAUGAAAAUUACCUUUAGAAGGAGAUAAGUCUCCUAUUCUUGACACAAAAAAACUAGUUCCACUAUCUAUUUCAUCAGUCCAUUGAGACCCACUAGACAUAAGAUACGCAAACUGGUUGUUGUAAUGACUUGGUUGAACUGCAGUAUGAUGAACUAGUUUGUCAACAUAAUCUUUAAUUACCGCUUCAUUGUCUUGGGUUGGAUUACUCAAAUUCUUUAUUUCAUGACUGUUAAGAUUCAAGUCUCUAGUAAUAGCGACGGUACCAUCUAUUUCCAAAUAAUCACUCAAAUCUGGGGCAACUGUUUUAUCAUCAACAUAUUUUUUUUGUUGCAGCAUCUGUGAUUGACACUGGAGUUGCGAGACCAACUAUUUUUUUGUUUCCAAAGAUUUAGGUUACCAGUCAUUGUUACACUUCCAUCUAUUUUUAUAAGAUAACUAGUAUCAGGUAUUGAGUCAUUCACAUACUUUUUGGUUGCAGCAUCUGCGUCAUUUGUUGGCGGCCUUAAAUGAAUUAUACCUUUAUUAUCCAUGUUUAGAUUAUUAGUCAUUUUAUUUGUUCCAGCAACGUGGAGAUAUCUUGAUUCAGUAAAAGAUAAUGGUGUUGGUUGUUGGUUACCAGUUGGAGCUGGUAGAUGAUAUAUUCGAUUGUUGUUCAUAUCUAGAUUUCCAGUCAUUUUUUUGGUUCCAUCUAGUUUUAAAAAGACACUACCAUCGACUUUGGAGUCGUCUACAUAUUUCUUAGUUGCAGCGUCAUCAUUGGUUGAGGGUGUAGCAAGUUUAAUUAUGCGAUUGUUAUUCAUGCUCAGAUUUCCAAUCCUUGUUUGGGAACCAUCUCUGUCAAGAAAUGUGCUGUCUGCGUAUUGUUUUGUGGCUGGUUCAUCUGCGUCAACUGGAUGUUUGAGGUUUAAAAUACGGUAUCUAUCCUUCAUAUCAAUGUUUAAAUCAACUGUCAAUCGUGAUGUUGUGGGUGAUCCAUUGGAAUUAUCAUCAACAUAUUUUUUGUAGCAGCAUCAGUAUUAGAAUUAAAUGCACCUAGAUUUGUGAGUCUUUUUUUAUUCAUAUCAUAAUUACCAUCUGCGGUUAGACUAAAUCCAACUCCUGGAGCGCCCUGAAUUCCCUUAGCAAAGGGAUGAUCAAAAGAUUGUUCAUUAAAUGUACCCAUUUAUAAUAAUGAUUACAUUUUUAUUAGCAGGGGAGCUCAGGGGGGUGCACCCCCCGACAAAGUUUUUUGCAAUAUGUUUUUUUGGUUUAUCAACGUAUAGGAAUGAAUACGGUUUUUUGGUUGCUGCUUUAUAAUCUUCUUUAUUAACUCCUAACUCAGAUGAUAUUCUGUUUGCUUCCCUCGAUGAUGGAAAUUCAUACAAACAAUAAUGAGAACAAUUCAAUCGAAUAUCUUUAGGUGUUUUAUAAAAAGACUGACUUAGAUAAAUUACAGAGCAGAUCUUAUGUCUUCCUUGAAUGAAAUAAUCAAUCAGUUGUCUUUGAUUUUUAUCACAUACGUAGUCAUCGAAUACUACCACCUUUUGGUUGUCUUCAUAUUCCAUUUCUGUCACUGGGGUUAUUUCAUCAUUACUGACAUGAAGUACUUCAUAACCGGCAUCCAUACUUAUUUGUCUCAUUUUUUGAAUUAACUUUUGAUACUUAUCCAGUUCUAGGUUACGCGCGUAAAGAUAAAUCUCAUCAUAGUACAACAGUGGUUUAAUUAACAUGUGGUACAACAAAUUAGUUUUACCACUUCCGCUGUUUCCACAGAUUAACAUCCGAAAUGUGUCUGCUGGCAUGUAAGAAAAUAACUGUUUAUAUUUUUUAUCUGGAUUGUCAUUGGUAUCAUAGUUUGGUAUUUCCAUUUUAUCUAAUAUGUACAUUAAAUAAAAUGAACAUCCAAGAAUACAAAAAACUUGCAAUAAAUAAAAUUGAAGCUGAUCCUUUGACUAAACAGGUGAGAGAUGUAAUAAAAAUAACAAAAUGGCAAAAACAAGAUCCUUGGGAAGGUUUUAAAGAAACAUUUAAACCGCUUAUUAAAUCUCAAGAUAGCAUUAAAAAAAGUAUUGAUGAGCAGCAAGACUCAUUAAUAAAACAACUUCAAGCUAAUCAACUUGCUCUUACAUAAGGACUUAAAAAAAAAAAAAAAAACAGGCUGGCUAUAACUGAAGGAUUUGAUAAACUUGAUGAGGUAAAAAGAUGAGAUUUGGCGCCAUUACCUGGUUUUGAAGCAAUUGAAGACCCGCCUAAAGAAGAUGAUGGAGUUUUACCCUCUACAUCAGAUGAGGGAUCCCCAAAAAUAGCACAAUUUAAACCUGAAGACCUCAAUAGAUAUUUAAUGAAUAAAGAAGCACAAGAUUUACUAAAAAGUCUCGGGCACCUCAAACUCCCUUCUGAAUAUUUUGAAGAGGAUAUUUCUACCAUUGAUUCAGUAAUUGAUAAUGUUAACGAAGAUUUAGAGGUUACUAGUAAAGCAAUAAAAAAUACUGCAUUUUUUAAACGUGACCCAAACGGCUAUGUUUUAGCUAAACCAGUAAGUAAAAACCCCUUAUGAAAACACAAUAAAUUUUAUAAACAAAUACAACGUAUUAAGCAUAUAUGCAACAAAUUUAAGUAAUUUAAGUAACAAAAUCUGGCUCUGGAAUUUUUUUGACUUUAAAAACCCACAUCAACUCCUAGACAGACUUGAAUUACUUGGUGGUUCAAUUCUUGCUGGGAAUAAUGGUGUGAUACCUGAGUUUUCUCAAAUAGCACAUCUUCUCAACCAAAUGAAAGUGAUCACAAAAAAACAACUAAAUGAUUUACUAAAAAAUUAUAUACCAAUUAUAUAAAAAAGGAAGAACGAGCUAUCCACAUUUCCUCAGAAAAUCGAGAAAAAAGAGGAACAAGCAGACCUGGUGAUUUUACAAUCAAGUUUAAUCCAUCUUUGAAACUUGACCCUGAAAUGAAACACGAACUUGCUCUUGAUCGGUUGUCUAUGACUUACUCUUGGUACAACAUUAGAAGUGAUUAUGGAAACAAUAAAAUCAAAUACACUCAUGAUGGAUCCACCUGGCAAACAAUUACUUUUACAGAUGGAAUGUAUUCCUACUCAGAUAUUAAUGAUUACAUUCAUCAAUACAUGACUCAGAAAAAUCAUCACCCAACAGAUUCCAAAGGAGAAAAAAAGUAUUCUAUUAAUUUAACUUUUAUUCUCUCCACAUAUAGAGUUCUCAUAUCACUUGAUGGUGCUUAUCAACUUAAUCUGAGAGGAACAGAAUUUGGAGACCUAAUUGGAUUUGAAAAGAAACUCGUUACUAAAACAGAGUAUGGAACAAACCUACCAAAUAUCAAAAAUUCGAUUGAU